CAGGGAAGGAGAGGGAGAAAGAGCGAGUGAUCGCACCACAAGAAGGAAAUGAAGUGAUUAUGUCACAUGGAAUAUCUGCGGGAAUAGCAGCUCAUUUCACACCAGCUGUACAAGGGAGCAUUGCAGACGCAACACAAGGCGGUUGGGGUACAGUUCCAUGACCGACUCGAGGACCAGCUAACCCCGUGUCACUGAGGUCGUGGCAGAAUUCACUGGCGGAGGAAGUGGAAUGACGUUUUGAUGUUCAAUGCUGUUUCGCAUUCCCGAGUGGGCCCAUUUCUGUGGUUGUGGAGGAGAGUAUCAUGAUCUCCAAGGCCGUGGUGCUCGUCAUUUUUAUCAUCCUGACCAUCGGCGGAAAUGUAUUGGUGUGUUUGGCUGUUGGUUUGAGUCGGAGACUGUGGCGCAUUGCUAACUGCUUUGUGGUGUCAUUGGCAGUGACGGACCUGCUGCUAGGGCUUCUUGUAUUGCCCUUUUCUGCCACUGUGGAGAUAAGUGGUGGGAAGUGGGCUUUUGGCGGAGCCUUGUGCAACAUUUACAUCUCCAUGGAUGUCUUGCUUUGUACAGCCUCAAUCCUGACCCUUCUGGCCAUCAGUGUGGACCGAUACCUGGUGAUCUCGUCACCUCUCAGCUAUACCAGAAGAGUCACUCCCCCCAGGGUGACACUGGCCAUCACUGCCAUCUGGGCUCUUUCUCUGGCCGUGUCUUUUCUCCCCAUUCACAUGGGCUGGAACACAUCGGACUACAGUGUCCAACACGUGGACUGGAAAAUCGGCGAGGAGGACAAAAAGGGACGAUACUGCGUGUUUGAAUGGAAUAACAACUAUGUUCUUUUUUAUACCAUUACCACCUUCUACCUGCCACUGAUGCUGAUGACGGGGAUGUAUCUGUGUAUUUUCAGAGUGGCACGAAAGCAGGUGCAGCGCAUCCGUGCCAACACACCAUCAUUUGCACGAGCGUCAACGGCCGCCAUCUUCCAGGAACACAAAGCCACAGUGACUCUGGCUGCUGUGCUCGGCGCCUUCAUCAUCUGCUGGUUUCCUUACUUCACCUUCUUCACCUGCGUGGGCGUCAAUUCGAGAAUGACCCCGCCUCCCAACAUGCUUCAUUCCGUGGUCCUGUGGCUUGGAUAUUUCAACUCAGCACUAAACCCGAUCCUCUACGCACUGCUCAAUAGGGACUUCCGCCGUGCUUAUGUGGACCUUCUUUUCUGCAAACGGUUCUCCUGCCAAAAACUGCAGAAUGCACACAUCCACGUGCAGAAACGUCUCAGUUUCAGUAACGGACAAAGACUUUCCAAACAGUCAGAGGAACAGAAGGCUAAAGCAAGGAAGGAGAGUCAGAUCAUAACACUUCAUCUGCAUGACAUGAACGGUUUGUCUGAGGAGCCAAGGUGAAAGGUCAGAAUAAUAUAAGAUAAUUUGCACAAAACGCCACUUCAGAAGAGAAGAGCAGUUUAAAAACCCAAGGUCCAAACACAUUUAAGUAAAAACUGAAGUACUAGUGUUUUCACAUUGUCAUCACUGACACCCAAGUUUGAUUCAAGACAAAUGGAUGACUCAGUAUGGUUUCUUACAGGCAUUGGAGAGACGCUGGCGGUUAAUCAUUUGCAACUUUUUCUCAAUGUGUGACAGCAGGGUGAUUUGAUACAUGAAAUAAAUCAACAAGCUCACUUUCUGCACACUCUGCACAGCUCAAAAAGAAUUCCCAACAAUGCUGUUGUUCAAUAUUCAACCGUCAGUCAGCAGUUUCUCUUCUGACAAUGGAGAAGUAGUAAUGUUUUAUUGAUUAUACACAAGGAUUUUGUCGUUUUAAGUGCAAGAGCAAGAAACUAGUGGUCAGCCAACUCAUAUUUAUUCAUAAUGAAGUGUGUUGGAUUCCUAAAAGUGAACAGAGAAAAGUGUGUGUUCACUCACGGUAGACUUAGUCCCUCAUUGCAUUCACUUGUGUGGCCAAUACUGCACACUUUAAUAAUAAAGUUAGAUGCACACUUUGUCUGUUGACCAGGUCCGCCUCUAUUCUUUUGAACACUAAGGUCAGCAAAGUUUUACGGUGAAGAAAUAUAAUUGAAGUAUUCUGAAGUACAAAGUAUGCAUGUAUAAACCUGGGCAUCAUCUGAGUCCUCAGGUUAGUAGUACUUGUGUACUUAAUUGUUCAAUAAAAUUGACCUGGCUGUAUUCAUGAACAGAAAUAAAAGCGCAGGACAAGUGACACUGUAUGCAGGUCAAAGUGUUUAUUGUUAGAAAAGUCUGACAAUAAUAAAAACUGAAACUACUGUGUGGCAGUUACCAGAAGAAAUGCUUUUUCUUAUUGAGCCCCUCGGAAAUUGGUGAAAAACUGACUUGUGUUUAUUUGUAUGUGUGUCUGUAUUUUGUUGUUAUGUUUGACGUCUAACAUGACUUUCAAUCCUGA
This is a messenger RNA of Synchiropus splendidus (mandarinfish), 2409 nucleotides long. It is a transcript of the gene hrh2b, whose product is annotated as histamine receptor H2b. The record is from RefSeq and is a predicted model, not a curated record. Lineage: Eukaryota; Metazoa; Chordata; Actinopteri; Syngnathiformes; Callionymidae. Gene Ontology annotation, biological process: adenylate cyclase-activating adrenergic receptor signaling pathway. The coding region runs from base 303 to 1394 and encodes 363 amino acids. Gene Ontology annotation, cellular component: membrane. The transcript is spliced from 3 exons. Gene Ontology annotation, molecular function: G protein-coupled receptor activity.